AUGCGCUUCGCUACUCCCAUCGCCCUUUUCGCUGCUCUUGCCGUUGCGCAGGACUCCACCACGACCGAAAAGGUCACCUCUACCACCAAGCAGGUCGUCACCGUCACCCAGUGCCAUUCCACCUUUACCGACUGCCCUCUGAGCGGCAGCAGCAGCAGCAGCGGCGGCAGCUCUGCCGUCGCAACCUCGUCUGCCGUUGCCACCUCUUCUGCUGUCGCCUCUUCUUCUUCUUCACCUUCUGCCGCCUCUUCCUCUGCGGUCGCCUCCCCCUCUAGCACCAAGCCCGCGGCCAACACCACCGCUGUCCAGCCUACUGGCGUCGUCCCCUCGAGCACCACCGGCGCCACCGUUGUCCCUACCGCUGCUGCUGCCCGUCUUCAGUCCGGCGCCAUGGCCAUUGCCGCUGCCGCCGUCGUUGCCCUGGCCUUUUAA
Messenger RNA from Akanthomyces muscarius, 432 nucleotides. RefSeq lists its product as uncharacterized. The transcript has a single exon. Bases 1 to 432 code for a protein of 143 amino acids. Lineage: Eukaryota; Fungi; Ascomycota; Sordariomycetes; Hypocreales; Cordycipitaceae. The record is from RefSeq and is a predicted model, not a curated record.